This is a messenger RNA of Gadus chalcogrammus (walleye pollock), 1188 nucleotides long. RefSeq names its product thyrotropin-releasing hormone receptor. Gene Ontology annotation, molecular function: thyrotropin-releasing hormone receptor activity. Gene Ontology annotation, biological process: phospholipase C-activating G protein-coupled receptor signaling pathway. The record is from RefSeq and is a predicted model, not a curated record. The coding region runs from base 1 to 1188 and encodes 395 amino acids. Gene Ontology annotation, cellular component: membrane. NCBI's taxonomy places the organism in Eukaryota, Metazoa, Chordata, Actinopteri, Gadiformes, Gadidae. The transcript has 2 exons.
AUGGAGAACAGCACGUCGUCCGUCCUCUCCAACCACAGCUCCUCUCCUCUGGACGGGCUGAGAGACAUGCCGCUGAAGCCCGUGGAGGAGCAGGUCAUCACCGUCCUCCUCACCGCGGUCAUCUGCUGCACGGGCAUCACCGGCAACAUCAUGGUGGUCCUGGUGGUCCUGGGCACCAAGCACAUGGUCACCCCCACCAACUGCUACCUGGUCAGCCUGGCCGUGGCCGACCUCAUCGUGCUGCUGGCCGCCGGCCUGCCCAACAUCUCCGACGCGGCGGCGGCGUCCUGGGUCUACGGCCACCGCGGCUGCCUGUGCAUCACCUACCUGCAGUACCUGGGCAUCAACGUGUCCUCCUGCUCCAUCACCGCCUUCACCGUGGAGCGCUACAUCGCCAUCUGCCACUCCAUCAGGGCCCAGUCCAUCUGCACCGUGUCGCGCGCCAAGAGGAUCAUCGCCGCCGUCUGGCUCUCCACCGCGCUGUACUGCGUCAUGUGGCUCUUCCUGGUGGACACGGACGAGGCGGUGUACGCCAACGGCGUGGUGGUGACCUGCGGCUACCGCGUGUCCCGGAGGCUCUACAUGCCCGUCUACUUCCUGGACUUCGCGCUGUUCUACGUGCUGCCGCUGGCCGUGGCCACCGUGCUGUACGGCCUCAUCGCCAGGAUCCUGUUCGUGAGCCCGCUGCCCUCCGACCUGCGAGACCGCGGCGGCGGCGGCGGCUCGGUGCACCAGGGCCAGGCCCGCAGCACCGCGCUCAAGCCCAGGAGGAGCACGGCAUCCGGGAGGAAGCAGGUGACCAAGAUGCUGGCGGUGGUGGUGGCGUUGUUCGCCCUGCUCUGGAUGCCCUACCGCACCCUGGUGGUGGUCAACUCGGUGACCGACCGCCCCUGCAGCGACGCCUGGGUGCUGCUCUUCUGCCGCGUGUGCGUCUACUGCAACAGCGCCAUCAACCCCGUCAUCUACAACCUCAUGUCCCAGAAGUUCCGCCUGGCCUUCCGGAGGCUCUGCGGCUGCGAGGCCGGAGGCGGCGAGGGCAAGGCGGCCAGCCAGGUGCCCGUGUACUACAGCGCCAUCAAGGACUCGCUACCCGAUAGCGGCGAGCCGAUCACGAUGCAGGAGGAUGUGCGGGGAGGGGCAGGGCCGGGAGGCGCGGCUGCCCGUGGGAGCCAACGAAUACGGCAUUAG